Molecule: messenger RNA, 947 nt
Organism: Fundulus heteroclitus (mummichog)
Lineage: Eukaryota; Metazoa; Chordata; Actinopteri; Cyprinodontiformes; Fundulidae
Product: protein shisa-like-2A
Exons: 3
Coding region: 223-729 (168 amino acids)
Source: RefSeq, a predicted model, not a curated record
AACUGAGGCGCUAAAACCUAAAACCGUCUGGAUUAGUACUGUGCAUCCGGAACAGGAGACAGCGAUGGAGAGAGGGAGGCAGAGAGGAAGGGAGCGGGGUCUGAGCAGCUCCUGGGUCACAUUCUCUCUCCUUCUGACGCUCAUGUCCGGCUGCAGCUGCAGGAUCGGGGCGGUGAUGAGAGCAGUCUAUCAGCGCUCUCUGAGCGUCCUUGUGCGCCUGACAUGAGCGCGAUCUGCGAGGGUUACUACUCCAGGGAGAAGGUGUUCGUGGACGGAUUCACGUGUCCGAAGGCGGGGGGCGAGUCCACGGCCGUGUUCUGCUGCGGCUUCAGUGACUUGAAGUACUGCUGCGAUGACCCGAACAGUUUCUUCCCAUACGAGUAUGGAUACAUGUGGUGGCUGAGCCUCGGAGCUCUUGUGGGUCUUUCUGUUGCAGCUGUGGUCCUUCUUGCUUUCAUCAUCACUCUAUGCGUCCUCUGCUAUCUCUUCAUCACCACCAAACCCAGAGGUCUAGACAGUGGACUGCCUCUUCGAGCACCAGAUGUUAACGUCAGUCAACAAGGAGCUGCUGCCAGCCACAGCGGUGCCCCUGCUGGUCCUCAGGGCCUCAGGAAACACUUUAUGAGAGGCAAGCUAGACUGUGACAACCAGCAACCAGACCCGGACCGCCUUUUUCAGCGUUGUUUUAUGGCUACCGUCACAUCCAUCAAUGUGGAAAACCCUGCAUAGAGUGAACAUUAUUUUUGUUCAGCUACUUAUUUUAGAUUUGCAUUAACUCAUCAAUGCCUGAAUUUAGAUAUCAAACUGUACAGAACGUUUUAUUACUUGUGUUUUGCUGUCAAUCAGAUGACAAAUCAAUUUGAACUUUGCAUCUAUCAUGAAGGUAAAUUUAUCGAUGCUGCUAAUUAGCUACACCUAAGGAAUGAAAAAAUAAAUAAAUCUCAGUA